CUCUUUAAUGCUGUUUCUAUGACAUCAGUUUUCUCAUACCUUCCUCACCUUGUAAAGGACUUUGGUUCCACUGAAGUUGAUGCAGGAAGAAAAUCUGGAAUUGUUGCAUCAGCCUUGUUUAUUUCUAGAAUAUUUAGCAGUUUAUUAUGGGGCUACAUCUGCGAUAAAUGUGGAAAAAAGUUAUCUCUUUUGUUGUCCGGAGGAUGCGUUGCAAUUUCAACACUGAUGUUUGGAUUUUCGUUUAACUAUCCCUGGGCUGUUGUAGCAAGAUUUUUACAAGGUUUUUCAAUGGGAAUCAUGGUGAUUACAAUAGCUUAUAUGUCAGAUAUAUGCGAUGAUAGUAACCUAGCAACUGGUUUAGGUGUAGUGUUCUCAGGCUACAAUAUAGGACUUGUAAUUGGCCCCAGCAUGGCUGGAUUUUUAGUUUUUCCUGUUGAGAAAUACCCAAACAUUUUUAAAAAAGGUUCCUUUUUUGAUACAUUUAAAAUAUUUAUUCCAAACUUUAUUAUUGUACUUGGGAUGACCUUGGCAUUGCUUGCUUCUAUUUUUGUUCUUCCAAAGAAAUCUUUCAAUGAAAGGGGUUCGUUACUAAUUGAAGAUAAAAAAGAUUCCUCUAUGUUUAAUGAAGAUGCGUAUCUUAAUUGUUCUGUUGAUCUAGAAAUACUCAAAAGAAGUAAACAUUUAAAAAAUGAAUUAACUAGAUUAAUUGAUUCAAAGCCUUCCAAAUUAAAAAAGUUUUUGAUGUUGUUAAAGAUGAGUAGUUUUGCUAAACUCAUAAGAAACAAAGAAUUCCUUAUUUCAUCUGUGCUGUAUGGUUUCUAUACGCUGUUUACUGUUGGUUAUGAAGAAUUAUUUCCAGUCUUUGCCUCUACUUCUAUUGAAUAUGGUUGGUAG
This is a messenger RNA of Hydra vulgaris (swiftwater hydra), 894 nucleotides long. The record is from RefSeq and is a predicted model, not a curated record. Lineage: Eukaryota; Metazoa; Cnidaria; Hydrozoa; Anthoathecata; Hydridae.